UCAAAUUUCAAACUGUCAAAUAUUUUGUUACCAUUUUUACGGUUCCUGUGCAAGUUUUACCAUUUUCAUGGUAUAAAUGCCAAUGAUUUAAGUGUUUUAAUCGUUAAAUAAAGCAUUUUUAAUAAUAUCUAAUCAGUGCAAAAACAUUGACAUGCCACUGUUCGUAUGAACAAAAUUUAGCUCAUUGGACUUCUUCAUUCAUCUUCAUGUUGACUUUGUGCCACAACUAUUUUCGUGUAUUUCCUAAUAAUAAAAACAAUAAGGAAUCCACCCAGAAUGUCAGCAAGAGAAAAUUCGCUUUCGGUGUAUUUGUUUUAUUUUUGGUGGUGGUUCUAUGGGUCGCAUCAUCAGAACUGACAAAAUUUAUAUAUGUUGAAAAGAAGUUGGACAGGCCAUUCCUUGUGACCUAUGUGCGGAGUUCUAUGUUAUUUGUCUACCUAUUGGUGCUGUGCUUUGCGCCUCCUACAAGGGACCCCUGUCGACCUGCCGACUACACUCAACUGUUAGAGCCGACAGCUGAAACAGAUGAUGAGAAUUAUUUCACCGAGUCUACUAAUAGCUUGGGGGACUCGACUUUUGUGCCCGUCAGAGCAGGGGAGACCACUGACAGUGACGAUGCAGCACCCAGAGCUGUUCGGUUCAACAAAGUGGCGGAGGUGCGAGUUAUGUCCGCUGCGAUGGCGGGCGAGGCGCUACUAGCGCGGUUAUCGUGGGCGGCGUCAGUGCGCGCUACAGAGUAUGCGCAGCGCAGAGCAGCCGCCGCGGCUACACGGAGGCACCUCAAGCUGGCUGUUUUGUUCUGUAUACCAUGGUUCAUAUCAAACUAUUUGUACCGGCUGAGUAUCUUGUACGGGCCGGCGAGUUCGGCCAAUAUCUACACUUCUACAACCGCAUCACUAGCGCUGUCAUUCGGCGCGGUGUUCGCACAAGCGCCCACUGACAGACUGUCGCUGUCAAAGUGCGUGUCAGUGCUGCUGACUGCCGCGGGACUGGUAGUUUUGGGCAUAUCAGAGAGUCAUACGAACAGCUGGAAGGCGGUGCUGGCUGCGCUAGGCUCAGCCGUGUUCUACGCCGUCCAUCUGCUGCUCUUCCGACGGGAGCUCAGGAAAGGAGACGGGAUCAAUUCACCGCUACUUGUUGGUUUAGUGGGGUGCGCGAUCGGCUGCCUCGUGUGGCUUUUAGGCGCGGCGCUGGCAGCAGGCGGGGCGGAGCGAGCGGAAUUGCCGCCGGCGCGGCUGUGGAGCUGGCUGCUGCUCGACGCCGCGCUCGGCCCGCUGCUGCUCGAGUCGCUGUGGCUGCUUGGCCGGUCGUUCACCAGCACAGUGACAGCGACCAGUAUGCUGGGGCUAGUUCUGCCGUUGGCGGUGUGCGUGGAGGCUUACAGCGGACGCGGCUCCGUCUGGGCCGGCGCCGCGGCGGCUCUGGCGGCCGCUGGCUGGGCGGCGGCCGUGUUGGAACUACCGCGGCCGAGGCCUGUGAGCUGGCUGACCAAACGGUUACGGGCCGCAGAGGGAUUCUCAGCAAUUAGGAACAUCUCCGACUUGGACGAGCAGUCAGAAGCGCUGAUGUCAUCAGACGAGCCGACGUAG
Molecule: messenger RNA, 1589 nt
Organism: Ostrinia nubilalis (European corn borer)
Lineage: Eukaryota; Metazoa; Arthropoda; Insecta; Lepidoptera; Crambidae
Exons: 10
Coding region: 207-1589 (460 amino acids)
Cellular component (GO): membrane
Source: RefSeq, a predicted model, not a curated record